UUAGACGGCGCCCUCAUUUCCUCCCAGCUUCUCAGGCUCAAAAGUCCAGCAUCAUGGGGCAAUAAUAUAUAUACACACACAUAUCGAGGAUCCUCCAUGUUCAGAAGAUAUAUAACGACAAAACUCAAAGAGGCUUUUCUUGAAUCUUUCCCCAUUCUCUCCAUUGAAAUGUCUCUGGGUCUUCCACAGAGCCUUACCAUCCUCUGAUACUCCAACUCAAGGGUUUCUCAGUCUUGCAGAUACCUCCUAGCUAAGAGAACUCGAGAGAGUGGUUGGGAGUCCUCGGAGAUUCUCAGUCUAUAUAGCAAAGAAGGUGGAUUCUUGCUCUUCAUCUCUAGUCCAAAUCGAUUCCAAUUUUACAUGAGCAAAUGGAGGACAGGUAUGGCUACUCCUACCAAGGCAGUGGACUGUGGAGGUCACUGCGGGAUGCUGACUUUGAAGAAGCAGAGGUCUGGGAGGUCCUUAAUGGCAAACCAGACUCUAACAAUACCCAUCUUUGGGCUUCAGGUGAACGACCCAGAAGCUCGUUCUCAAGGAAACAACCACCCACCGCCCCGAAGACGAUCUCGAGGUCAACCGGCGGCGCCGGCAGCAGCAGCUCAACCCCUGAGGGAGCAGCCAGACACGUGCAGCAGUCAGCACCAGUCAACAUCCCGUACUGGUCAAAGCUGCAGAGGCAGAAGUCGAAGAACGCUUCUAAUUCGAAGAGCACGAGGGAUUGGGACGAGGAAGAUGAGGGCGAGUCGAGCGACGGCGGAGCGAUGGAGGGCGGCGAGAGAGGCGAGAGCGAGGAAGACGAGGACGAGGGCGACUGCAAGAUGCCUCCGCACGAGCUCAUAGCAAUGAGGCUGGCCAGGAGUCACAUUUCGUCCUUCUCGGUGUUCGAAGGGGCGGGGAGGACCCUGAAAGGGAGGGACCUCAGCAAAGUGAGGAACGCUGUUCUGACCAGAACUGGCUUUCUGGAGUCGCCAUGAUUGAAUCGGGUUCAAGCUUUAAUCAUGGGGGAAUGCGUUUUGACUGUAUAAAUAUAUAGGUAAGAUGUCGUAGUCUCUGUACAGGGUUGUGAUUGGUGUCUGUAAGCCUCCAUCUUUGUCCUGCCAGAGAGAGAUCAACUUGGCUUGAUGGGAAAGGAAAAGAUGUGAAUAAUUUCUCUUCUUUCUCCUUAUGGUCUGCUGGGUUUUCAGUGCCGAUUCUUACUUCUCUCCAACAUCCGCUGCCAUUUGAGAUCCCAAAAAGAGCUAAUUA
Rhodamnia argentea is the source of this 1245-nucleotide messenger RNA. RefSeq lists its product as uncharacterized. The transcript has 3 exons. Lineage: Eukaryota; Viridiplantae; Streptophyta; Magnoliopsida; Myrtales; Myrtaceae. Bases 369 to 974 code for a protein of 201 amino acids. The record is from RefSeq and is a predicted model, not a curated record.